ACACUGGAGUCAAGCAUCAGGGGAGGGUGGUCGGGGUUAUAUAAACAAGUUGCAAGACAGAUAACGGACAGAUGGAUGCGAUUAGUCGCAACGCCACGUUGGAAUUAUCUUUGUGUUCAUAAAUUAACAGGAAAAGGAGUCAACCUGCGGCCGACACGUCUUAUGGAGACUGCCAGGAUCCACUCAGGGAUCGGAAGGACGAUUGGACAGCAUUUUUGUUGAAGUCAAAGCUGUGGGGGGGUGAAGAUCCGUGGUGAGCCACCCGGGUGUUUGCCAGUUUGAGGGCUGCUGGCUGUUAAAAGCCAUUGUGUUUGCAGUGGCAUGUAGAGCAGGAGGGUCGUGUUCGGUAUACUAACUUUAUCCCCCGAUCAUUGAAAAAGUACAGGGAUCUCUCACUAUUGUUGGCCUAAAAGAAAGCAGGUAUUUAGGUGAGUGUGUAGAGCCUAUGCUGGGUCCAAGCAUGUCUAGUAGCUUGUGAUUAUCCCAUUCAAAAGACGACAAAGCCUUGCCUCCAUUGUCCGUUUUCUUUGACCUGCUCCACCUGUAAAACACUUUGACUCAGCUCUCAAUCGAAUUUUAUUUAACCUCCGCUCUCUACAGAUGAGUAGCGGCGAGAUAGAGUCCCCGUGUCUCCGGAGAUCUGGCCGUUUGGGCUUCCCGCUGACUGGCUCCUGCUGAUAUGUCGAGCCAGUGGUUAAAAGACGGUGCGCGCUCAUUGUUGCCCUAGAUUCAUGAGUCCUCCGGGGGGUUGUUGCGAUGCAUUUUGCUGUGGUUCAAAAGUUUGCAUGCAGCGGUGGAGAUAAACUUGCCUUUCUCAGCCUCUUAUGACUGGAAGUGAUGUUUCCGGUGCGUAGAACUAGCUUAGCAUAUUGUGGUUUACAGUCGGGAUGAGCUAAUUGUGUUGAUGGCAUAGAAUGCUGUGUUGCAGGUCUCCUCUUGUAGCUUGUGGUAGAAAAUAGGUGGCCCAGCAGUACUGUUGUUUGCAACUAAGCGCCUGCAUUGUUUCACGUUCUAAGUAGCACAAACUCAAGCUCAUUUGCAUGCGUGUUGUCGUCAAGGCGUCUCAUUACUACCUCCUGGCAAGCGACUUUCCAAGCUAAAGUGCGUCGAACAACAACUCGUGUCUGCUUGAGACAAACCCCAGCAAGUGCACAAAUUAGUUUGUGUGUAGACUUGUUAGUCAGCAACAGUGCAGGCCGGGUGUUACAGAGGAUCCAUUGAUUGUAAAGUGCACAUCAAUACACAAUGAGGCCCGUUCCGUGCGCUGUCUUCAGUCGCCAUGGCCGCUGCCACCCUCCUGCGGCCAUCCCACUGGCCCUGCGCAGCCUGGUCCUGGUGCCACUCCUUCUCGGAUUCACCCCUUAUUGUCAGGCGGUCCAGGCGGAGAAUGUCACAGUCUUGGAAGGGGGCACAGCCCAGAUCUCCUGCCGCCUGCAGAACUACGACGGAUCUAUUGUGGUCAUCCAGAACCCUCGCCGGCAGACUCUUUUCUUCAAUGGCACGCGGGCCCUAAAAGACGACCGCUUCCAAAUGGUUCUCUUUACGCCGCGGCUGGUGCGCAUCACUUUGACCAACGUGAGCGUGUCCGACGAGGGCGGUUACUUCUGCCAGCUCUACACUGAUGACACGCACCACCAGGUGGCCACGCUGGCCGUCUUGGUGCCCCCUGAGACACCCACCGUGGAGGUGAAGCAGGACGCCGUGGAGGGAGGAGAGGUGGAGCUCAGCUGCGUGUCGCCGCGCAGUAAGCCGGCCACGACGCUUCGAUGGAUGAGAAACGGCCGGGAGAUUCCUGGUGUGGUAUCCCAGCAGGACAACGGGAAGACCUUCAGCGUAACCAGCACCAUCCAGCUCCCUGUUGAAAGGAAAGACAAUGGGGCGGCGUUGAGCUGCGAGGCACUCCACCCAACGCUGGGCAACCAGAAGAGGAUUCGACACUAUCGCCUGGAUGUGUACUUUGCACCAACCGUGAGGAUUGUCCCUCCCCCUGGCAUUUUGCGAGAGGGUGACUCACUGAGCCUGACCUGCUCCGUCACCGCCAAUCCUCUGCCCAGGAACAUCCAGUGGUCCAAGAUCAAUGACACCUUACCCGAGCGGGCCGAGAUAUCCGGACCCACCUUCCAGAUUUCCCGCCUGAGCCAAUCGCACAACGGCACGUACUUGUGUCAGGCACAGAACAACUAUGGACGAGCCGCCGAUCACUACACUCUGCUGGUCUAUGAUAAUGUGUCAGCCCCUCCUACUCCAACCACCCAUCCAAUCACCACCCAUCCCUCCACCCCAACCCUCCUCCUCCCAUCGGACCCGAAAGAUCCCGGUGCAGUGGUGGAGACUCACAGCACAGUACCGUACGCAGUCAUAGGGGGCGUGCUCGCACUGCUGGUGUUCACCGUCAUCUGCGUCCUCAUCGUCACCAUCUGGUGCUCCGUCCGCCAGAAAGGCUCAUACCGCACCCGAGAGCCCAUUCUUGCUUGGUACUGACCUAACAAAGCUAACUAAUGCAUUAACCUGUCAGGUUCCUACCUUACCCACGAGGCCAGCGGCUUGGAUGAACACGGCGAGGUGCAGGAAGCCUUCCUCAACGGAAAUGACGCCAGCCAGGGCAAGAAGGAGUACCUACUGUAGCCCUUUGACCCUAUGUCCUUCCUUUCCUUUUCCCGCCCAUCCCACCUUACAUACACACAUUUGUACACAACACGUGACACUUUCAUUGAAUCUAUAGAGCCAAACGCCAUUAACGACUGUGCCAUAAAUGUCAAAGAAAAUUGGGGAUAAUCGCAAAAAGUGAUGGAGCUCAUCUAUAAUUCCAGGAGAGAAUGGAAAGGAGUCUCUGGGAAGUAUUCAUACUUUAUGAACAAGCUAACUGUCUUGUUUGGGCGCGGCUUAAGUGAUUCCUCCUUCCCUUUCUGGUUUUGACACAUGAGGGAAAGGUGCUUCUCUUUUCCCUCUCCGUCAUAUCUCUCCUGUUUCCAGCCCUCCCCUUUUGUUGGCUCACUGUAAUGAAAGGAUUAGCGUCGAGCCUCGCCUUGCCGACAAAGAAGAAAGGAAUAUGACUCGCAAAGACAUUAAAGAAAAGCUUAAUUAUUUUAGAACGUCAUUAAGGGGAUAAAAUGGUUUAAGUCGUCAUGGGAAGGGCAAAAGGGGGUGGCGGUGGGAUGGCACUGGAUGAGACCAUUUCUGAAUGCUACAUACACACACACACACAUUCAUUCAUAUGUAAACAUAUUGACAAAGCGAGUAUACAUAUCUCAGAAUUCCUUAUUUGUAUAAAAAAAAAAGAAUGAGAGCAGUAAAUUAAACUUUUCAGAGAAGAGAAACUGUUUACUAUUGCAUUAUGAAACUACUAUACUAACACAGAAUAUUAGCCUAUAGAGCAAACUACUGUCCAGUGAUCUUUAAAGAAAAAACAUUGUAAAAAAAAACAAAAAAAAAAAGCGUCUUUAUCAGCAACCUACAAAGGAGUAUUAGGGCCACAAUGAAACAUAAAAAAAGAGUUACACCAGAAGAAUAAGGGUGCUUUGUUAUGAGAAAAAAGUCUUAGCAUUUUUGAAAAUAACUUUGUAUUUUUGUUUCCACAGGAAAUCAAUUAAUCAGUUCCAGGGUCAAACUGUCCCCAUUAUAAUGUCUUUUCUUAAUUGUCCAGGCAAUAUUUUAAGUCACAUUUGAACAAUCACACAAGUAUGAAGAGAUGUUAACUACUACAUAAUAAAACUAAAAUAAAGCAAAACUACUCACCCUUUGAAGACACAUCAUGGAGAGCGAUACUGACACCAAGUGGUGUAUUGUAAGUAUUGCUAGCAUUAUUGAAGCCUUGCUAUAUUUAUUGGACUGAGCAGCCAGGCCUUUCUCUAUGCCCAGUUCUAUGGUUAUCACCCUUUUCCUCUUUGCCAUCACCGGCACCCUUCUGUGGCGGCAUCACUAAAAAAAAGAAAAUCACUAAUAAAAGCCAAAUAAAAAGCAAAACACACCGCUUUAUAUGCAAACUGAGCUUAAUUCUCCCAAAUCUUGUUUGACUUCUGUUCCAUUUUGAGUUUGUAUGCAAUAUUUAAUGAUCUCAAACUGGUUCCUGAUGAAACGUUGAAAUUCGGUUAAAAUUUUAGCUUUGUUUCGACCUUUUCUUUUGGUAAAAAAAAAUGUUACGAUUUUACUCUCAUAACUUUGCAAGCUUUUCUCAUGCUUUUUUUUUUCUUUUCAGCGUGGCACUCCUUUGUAGAAAAGGUCUUAUUGAGUUAUUUUUUAAUGAAUUAUUCUUGUUUGAACAAAUAUGAUUGUUGCUACUGUUAUUAUUAUUAUUAUUGACGUUGUUAUUACGACAAUUGUAAAUGUUAUUGAAAUGUACACUUCCCAUGCUUUGUUUUUAAUUCUACUGUAGAGCAGUUGCUGUCUUCUUUUUUUGCCCCACGAUUGUCCUGCGAACUUUCCUCAGCCCCCUCCUCCCCUUCCCCGUCUCCUGUGCCCAGUCGUCUUCUCUUUCCUCCCUCGUCUUUCACUGUUUAUUUUAGUGUCCAUGUGUCAUUGUUGAUAUAUAGCUAACUAUUCCUUUUUAGGGGAAAGAUAAAAAAGCACGACGAAAUAAACAAAAAAAAAUUACAAAAAAAACCUUUGAUUUGUUUUUCUUUCAUGUAAUUAGCAGGUGCUGUUUUGCUCCCAUCUGAGAAGAGAGAGAAGGAGACGGAGCAUGUGAUUAAAUUGAUGGGGAAUAGUGGAGCUAU
This is a messenger RNA of Dunckerocampus dactyliophorus (ringed pipefish), 4712 nucleotides long. It is a transcript of the gene cadm4, whose product is annotated as cell adhesion molecule 4. NCBI's taxonomy places the organism in Eukaryota, Metazoa, Chordata, Actinopteri, Syngnathiformes, Syngnathidae. The record is from RefSeq and is a predicted model, not a curated record. The transcript has 10 exons. Gene Ontology annotation, molecular function: vascular endothelial growth factor receptor 2 binding. Gene Ontology annotation, biological process: regulation of wound healing; regulation of Rac protein signal transduction; negative regulation of peptidyl-tyrosine phosphorylation. Gene Ontology annotation, cellular component: cell-cell contact zone. Bases 1246 to 2481 code for a protein of 411 amino acids.